Molecule: messenger RNA, 3591 nt
Organism: Mycena citricolor
Lineage: Eukaryota; Fungi; Basidiomycota; Agaricomycetes; Agaricales; Mycenaceae
Source: the annotation of a GenBank genome assembly
UUUGCGCGUAAACCGUGGUAGCAAGAACUGAUCUAAGUUGGGAGUACGGAAAUGGCAACGUGACGCCGAGAUAUCACAUCAUCGUGACAGAUAACGCUCGCUGGUCUGGUCACCGACCUGCGGUUGCGACUCACGCGCUGCUGCUGUCAUCUACAGCUUUUACACAUCCGCAGGUCUGGAACUCAGGUUGACUAACUGGACACAGACGGUAGUUACAAUGCCUUCGUUCAAACCAAACAGCUGCUGGAUCCCGUCGUCAAUCGCCAAGCUUCCGCUCGGGUGCCAUGCAUGCAUUUCAACCUCGCGAGCCGUCAGUUUUUCUAUCACGGCCUCCCACAUGGCUGAUGCGGGACCUCGCGCCACGGCCACUGGACCCACCCACGGACUUACAGCGCAACGCUUGGCCUUCAUUGAUAUCCGUCGCAGCCGUCCAAACCCCCACGUCUUCCGAGGCCACCGGGCCCUGGAAGUGAGUAGUGAGCAUUUAUUAGGUGUGUGGAUAGGCGGGACUUGGCGCUCGGCUGGAGGUCGUAAGAUAAAGGCAUCAGUACACAGCAUCAGGGACCCAUUCCGCGUCUCGUUGAGGGACGGGGGCCGGGGCGACCAGCACUCAUCAAGUAAGACUGCAUGCAUGCAGAUUCUUUGGACGUCCGACGUUUGGCUCGCCCUCGCCCUCCCCUGCACCGUCACAUUCAUAAUUUGGCGCCUCUCCCUCCUCCCCCGCAGCUGGGCGGAGCUGCGUGACCUGCUCGCCCUGCGGUCCCUCGACGCCGCCGAGGCGGGCGCCUUCUCGCUGCAGCGCGCGCACAACGCCUUCGCGCGCUACCGGCACCUGUCCACGGCCGAGUUCGCGCAUCUGCGCGCGGCGUACGCGAGCAUCAGCCGCCCGCACAAGCGCCUCGGCUACACGCUUGGUUACCCCGCGAAACUCGACUCGCUGGCGCAGGUGACGGACGCCAACGGGCGCGUCACGGAUGCGAUCGCGCGGCUCGCCGAGGACGACCUUGGUUUCGACGUGCCGCCGCGCGGGGGGUCCUCCGCGGAUUUGAUGCGCGUGAGGGAAGCGUUGAAGCACUAUGUGAGGGACUGGAGCUCCGACGGGAGGUCGGAGCGCGAUCAUAUAUUCGCUCCGAUUCUGGAUGUCCUCCGCGCUGUCGACCGACGGGAACGUGAAGGCAUGCGUGUCUUGGUGCCCGGGUCGGGACUGGGGCGGCUCGCCUGGGAGAUCUCAGAACUGGGCUUUCUCACCACCGCCAACGAGCUUUCGUAUUUCAUGACGCUUGCGCUGCGGCUUCUGCUCUCGGAGUCCAGGACGAGCGCCAUCGACCAGCACACGAUCCAUCCCUACGCCCACUGGUUCUCGCACCAGCGCUCCUCGUACUCCCUCUUCCGCCCCAUGUCGUUCCCGGACGCCCUCCCGCGUCUUUCGCCGACGUUCGAGCUGCUCGAGAAGGACUUUCUGACCCUGCGCAAGCCCGCGGCGUCCGCCGGCUACGACUACAUCGUCACGCUCUUCUUCAUCGACACGUCGCUGAACGUCUUCACGACCCUUGAGCAGAUAUACCACCUGCUCCGCCCCGGGGGGACGUGGAUCAACCUGGGGCCGCUCCUCUGGACGAGCGGGGCCGAGGCCAAGGUGGAGCUCAGCCUCGACGAGGUGCUGCAGGCCGUGCAGGAGAUCGGGUUCGUGAUUCAGGGGCAGGAGGAUGGACAGCGGAGCAGAACGGUCGAGUGUGAAUACACGGGCGAUUCUCGUGCCAUGAUGCGCUGGAUCUAUAGAGCGGAGUUCUGGGUUGCGCAGAAACCGGAAUGAACUACUUGAAUGCAGGAUCUUGACUGGCCACCCGCGGGCAAUGAGGCCUUGGCUGCGACAACUUGUGUGAUAAUACCUGCUAGCAGUGUCUCAGGGUCUCGUUCCCAGUCAAGCACUUUUCACUUGGGUGUCAGAACCUUCCGAAAUUUGCCUUCUAUGUGGCGUAGGGACAAUCGCAUUCGAGAGAAGCAGGGAUGAUAGUCCCACAGUAGGGUUGGAAUGUGACCACGCACAGAUCCUGCGUACGCGGUGGCAGCCUUCGAAAUCGAAUUCGGACUCCGAACUGGAAUUACUUAAUAUAUGAAGCACGGCCUGUGUUCAAUUCUUACCUCCCACAGGCGCUCAAGCAGCUUUGGUACUUCUCAUCAGAGUCUCACUUAGCCUUCCAUGGCCUGGAGUCGGGGGUCCACUGCUGUGGCCGUUUGCCAGUACUUAGGACGCCAAAUUAUGCGACCACUCGAUCCUCGCACGCACGGGGAUCACAUCUUUGACGACCAGAGCGCAUCUGAAUUCCACCUCGCUGUGCUCCUCUGAUGUCGAAUUGGAUUCGAGGGUGAUGAACAACAGCCACGUGCCCGUUCAACUUCCGCAUCCGGUGAAUAAUUAGCUGCUGGAUCGAGAUGCGGUAAAUAGCCUUUGCGUGCGAAAUAUCCGUGGGGGGGAGUGGAGAGCACUUUACCCUGAGACAUGAUGCGGUGUGCUCAAUCAAUCCAUGGCCAGUCUGACGAGUAUAAAAAGCCGCAGCCUGCUGUCUGGCGUUGUCCUCUACUGUUAUUUCUUGCACUAGUCUCCGCCAUGUCCUGGUCGCCGUCGUAUUACUCAUCUCUCCGGGGCGUGUUCGGUGAGCCACCGCCGCCACCGCCGUUGGAGAUCCAUCAGCCGCGGCCCGUGCUACCCACGAGCCAAAUUGUGUCAAUGCUCAAACACCACCCGCCACCCAACACGAAAGACGUCGAAAUCGUAGUCCCCGCCGACGAUGAGUGCAGCCGCUGCCCGGGCCCCCUCCACAGCAUACGCCCGGAAAUCCACGAAAUUCAGACCGCGAAAGUCGGGCGCAAAUGCGGGGGUCGCAUAAGUGUCGCGGUGGAUAGACGUCCCUUGGAUCCGCCGCCGGUGGUGCAGCUUCGAUUCUUCGCGGGCGAUAGCACGGACGCAGAGAUCACAGACUACAGAUCGGUCAACUGCGACAGCUUCGUCUGCCAGCCGGAGCUGUUCAGGUAUCUGCCAGAGCUCGAUCCACGCACCGGCCUCCCUCCAGACCAACUCGAUUCUCUCGUCUGUAGGAGGGCGCUGUCAGAGAUAUCGGUUACGAAUGCGCGUGUCAUCCAGCAUGAGGGUGCGGCUAUGGUCGUCUUCCCGUUCACGGAUCUGUCUUCGAUGGAAACUGGCCGUUUUCUCUUCAGAUACCGGCUGUUCAACAUGGAAGAUACCGCUGCGUCCUACGUGGGCGGCCAUCGGGUGCACCGGAUCGUGGGCGAGUGUUGGGGCAAUCCGUUCCAGGUGUAUUCCACCAAGGACGUUCCCCGCCUUGAGGCUUCGACGGAACUCACCAAGAGUCUGAGCGAGGCGGGCAUUCCCGUAUCCGUCCGGCGCGCAGAGCGGAUUCGGAAACGCAAGGGCAUCCCCCCGGCGCAAGCGAGCCAUUCGCCCGCCACGUUGGCGAGCGACGGAUAACGAUUCGAGAGCUUAACGUUAUGCUACAGCCUGUUGCGCCAGUAUAUCUCUCUUUAAUAUCCAUGCGCGUCAGGUCACCCCACCGCGAAUUGCCUCAUAUGGAC